UCCAGGGCUGUCAAGGGCACCGGCCCAGCUGCAAGAGCCCAUCCUCAGGCUCUUCCGCCAUGGGGUGGCCGUUCCCAGCGCUUUGGCUGCUUCUGGCUCUGCUGUUGCUGCCGCUUCCUGCGCUGCCACAGGCGCUGAGCCGGGUGCACUGCCCCGCGCCCUGCAGCUGCCCGACAGACGGCGCGCUGCGCUGUCCUGGACCGCUGGCUGGCCUCACCCAACUAUCACUUGGCUAUCUCCCUAUCAACGUAAUUCCACCUCAAGCUUUCAGAGGACUUAAUGAGCUCAUAAAAAUUGAAAUUUCUCAGAGUGAUUCCCUGGAAAAGAUAGAAGCCAAUGCCUUUGACAACCUCCUCAAUUUGUCUGAAAUACUGAUCCAGAACACCAAAAACCUGGCAUACAUCGAGCCUGGAGCGUUUACGAAUCUCCCCCGGUUAAAAUACUUGAGCAUCUGUAACACUGGCAUUCAAAAGCUUCCAGAUGUUACAAAGAUCUUCUCUUCUGAAUUUAAUUUCAUUCUGGAAAUUUGUGAUAAUGUACACAUAACCACCAUACCAGGAAAUGCUUUUCAAGGGAUGACUAAUGAGUCCACAACACUCAAACUAUAUGAAAACGGAUUUGAAGAAAUACAAAGUCAUGCAUUCAACGGGACAACGCUGAUUGCCCUGGACCUCAAGGGAAAUGCCCGCCUGAAGAAGAUACACAAUGGAGCCUUCCAGGGGGCCACGGGGCCUGCCAUCUUAGAUAUUUCUUCCACCAAACUGCAGACCCUACCUAGCUAUGGGCUGGAGUCCAUUCAGAAGCUAAUUGCCACAUCAUCCUAUUAUCUAAAAAAAUUGCCACCAAGAGAAAAAUUCACCAACCUCCAGGAUGCCAUAUUGACUUACCCCAGCCACUGCUGUGCUUUUAGAAACUUGCCAGCAAAAGAGCAGAAUUUUUUAUUUUCCAUUUUUGAAAACUUUCCCAAACAAUGUGAAAGCACAGCACGGAAACCAGACAAUAAAACGUUUUAUUCUGCCAUCUUUGCUGAGAGUGAACUGAGAGGCUGGGAUUAUGACCAUGAUAUCUGCUCACCCAAGACAGUCCGAUGUACUCCUGAACCAGAUGCUUUUAAUCCCUGUGAAGAUAUUAUGGGCUAUGACUUCCUUAGGGUCUUGAUUUGGCUGAUUAAUGUCCUAGCCAUCAUGGGAAACAUGACUGUCCUCUUUGUUCUCCUGACCAGUCAUUAUAAACUGACAGUGCCCCGUUUUCUCAUGUGCAAUCUCUCCUUUGCAGACUUUUGCAUGGGGAUCUAUCUGCUGCUCAUUGCCUCUGUUGAUUUCCAAACCAAAGGCCAGUAUUAUAACCACGCCAUAGACUGGCAGACAGGAAGUGGGUGCAGCGCGGCUGGCUUCUUCACUGUAUUUUCAAGUGAACUUUCUGUCUACACCCUCACGGUCAUCACACUAGAAAGAUGGCACACCAUCACCUAUGCUGUUCGGCUGGACCACAAGCUACAGUUAAGACAUGCCAUUCUGAUUAUGCUUGGAGGAUGGCUCUUUGCUACUCUAAUUGCCAUGUUGCCCCUUGUGGGUGUGAGCAAUUACAUGAAGGUUAGCAUUUGCCUCCCCAUGGAUGUGGAAACCACUCUCUCACAAGUCUACAUAUUAACCAUUCUGAUACUCAAUGUGGUGGCCUUCAUCAUCAUUUGUGCUUGCUAUAUUAAAAUUUAUUUUGCAGUUCAAAAUCCAGAGCUGAUGGCUGCCAACAAAGAUACAAAGAUUGCUAAGAAAAUGGCAGUUCUCGUCUUCACUGAUUUCACCUGCAUGGCACCUAUCUCUUUUUUUGCCAUCUCAGCUGCCUUCAAAGUGCCCCUUAUCACAGUAACCAACUCUAAAGUUUUACUGGUUCUUUUUUAUCCUGUCAAUUCUUGUGCCAACCCAUUUCUGUACGCGAUUUUCACAAAGGCAUUCCGGAGGGAUUUCUUUCUGUUGCUGAGCAAAUUUGGCUGCUGUAGACAUCGGGCUGAACUUCAUAGAAAAAAGGAUUUUUUAGCUUAUACCUCCAACUGCAAGAAUGGCUUCACUGAAUCAAAUAAGCCUUCCCAGUCCACCUUGAAGCUGACGACAUUGCACUGUCAAUACACAGUUGAUGAAACUUGUUGUAAAGAGUGUUAACUCUUCCAUCAGUAACCACAUUAUUGAACUAUACCUAAAUAUGUAAAACAUUAUCUGUACCACUAAUUUUAACAAAGAGGUGGCUUUAAGGAAGUUAUUUAUUCUUAGGCAUGUUAGGCAAAGAAAGGCCUAGAACUCGUUCAAAGUAUAGUCUGUGACAAUUACCAGUCCAAAAACUACUUGUCAUUGGUACAUGAUGAUACAUGAUACAGAAGAUGAGAGUGUUAGAAACUUUUAUAGUAAUUUUGACAGAGUAAUUUUAUGUCUGUUGACUCUAGUAUAAAAAAAUUAAGUGACAUUUUACAUAUCUUUGAUUUUUUCCUCAUUUCAAAAUCUUUGUAGCAAGUUUUUAUUGCAUUUUACAAAAAUAUUAAGCUGUAACAGAUUUGAAAUUUAAAAUAACUCGUCCUUUUCUUCAGACAGUUUGAGAAACACACUCUAGAGAUGCACUGUUCCAUCUGGUAGCCACUAGCCACAUGUAGCUAAAUUUAAAUUAAAUUAAAUUAUAAAUGUAGUUCCUCAGUUGCACUAGCCUCAUUUCAAAUGCUCAGUAGCUUCACAUGCCCAGUGGUUACUGUAUUGGACAAGACAGAUACAGAACAUUUUCAGCAUCAGAGAAAGUUCUUUUGGAUAGUGCUGUUAGAGAGACUUUCAUUCAUCCCCUGUCUAGGCUCUAUUAUUUAACAUUUAAUGUAAGUUAAGCAUCUAAAGGCACUUUUCAGCCUAUUUUCUUGAUUCAGUGUUUAGCUUCUCAAGACCAAUAAAAUAGUCAAUGAAAUGGAGUCUCCUUAUGGGUAGGAACUGAUCUCAACUGUUGUUUUCCUGUCUCUUAAAGUUCAAGAUCUUGGCACUGGUACGCAAUAAAUGUGCUGAGCCACACUGAAGUUACAAAAUCUAUAAGGAAAAAAAUGGGUUUUUUUCCCUUUCAAGGGUCCCAUCUUUUUAUUUACCUAAGUAAAAGGAAAUACUUAAAUAUUUAAAAAUAUUUAAUUUUCACACUUUCUGUCCUUUGGAGGGUGGCAAAGAAAUAUACUUAUAUAUCCAAUAUUUGCUAGAAAAUACUUUAAUCUAUCAGAAUUAAUUCAUAUAGGAUAAAGAAAUUAUGUUUUUAACUG
Messenger RNA from Phyllostomus discolor (pale spear-nosed bat), 3271 nucleotides. It is a transcript of the gene LHCGR, whose product is annotated as luteinizing hormone/choriogonadotropin receptor. Gene Ontology annotation, cellular component: membrane. The record is from RefSeq and is a predicted model, not a curated record. The transcript has 11 exons. Gene Ontology annotation, biological process: ovarian follicle development; ovulation cycle process; male gonad development. Lineage: Eukaryota; Metazoa; Chordata; Mammalia; Chiroptera; Phyllostomidae. Bases 60 to 2156 code for a protein of 698 amino acids. Gene Ontology annotation, molecular function: luteinizing hormone receptor activity.